Molecule: messenger RNA, 3324 nt
Organism: Oncorhynchus gorbuscha (pink salmon)
Lineage: Eukaryota; Metazoa; Chordata; Actinopteri; Salmoniformes; Salmonidae
Gene: slc27a6
Product: solute carrier family 27 member 6
Exons: 10
Coding region: 166-2037 (623 amino acids)
Molecular function (GO): long-chain fatty acid-CoA ligase activity; long-chain fatty acid transmembrane transporter activity
Source: RefSeq, a predicted model, not a curated record
CACAUGAUUCCAUGUGCGUUUCAUAAGGCCAGAGAGCCAGCUAAGACUUUAACUGAAUGCGCUGCUCUCCUUUACAUCAUUUUGUAACAAUGCGUCGCUCGGGACAUUGACAUCCACGGCGUCUCGUUCUAGAAUUGUCAAAGGAAUUGGUUUGUAACUGGCGCGAUGUUUUUCUCGUUGGGAUCGGUGACAGCUCUAGCGGCUGGCAUUUUCGCCCUACACGUUGUACAGAAACGGUGUUUCCCUUACUUUUGGAAGGAUGUUUUUUAUUUAGUGAAAGUCAUCCGGUACGGCGCACGUCUGGAGAUAUUCAAAAUUACUUCAAAAGUUGUCACUAUCAUUGACAGAUUCGUGCAACAGGCAGAGCGAAUUCCCACAAAACCUUUCCUUAUAUAUGAGGGAAUAACGUACACCUAUCAAGACAUUAACGAGCGGAGCAACAAAUUGGCGAAUGUCUUCCUCGAGCAGGGCACGUUGAAGAAAGGGGACUCCGUUGCGCUUCUGAUGAACAAUGAGCCCGACUUCAUCUGUGUUUGGUUCGGAUUGAUCAAACUCGGAUGUGCAGUGGCCUUUCUAAACACAAACAUUAAGUCCAGAUCGUUGCUACAUUGUUUCAACUGCUGUGGGGCCAAGACUCUUGUUGUUGGUGCAGACCUGUUGGACUCCUUGGAGGACAUCUUGCCCAGCUUCCUGGAGGACAACAUCUCGGUGUGGGCCAUGAAGAACGAGAGCAGCCACACGGAGGUCCAGACACUGCUAGAUAAGAUGGACAAGGCGUCGGACAAGCCCACCCCGCCUGCCCUGAGGGCUGCCACCUCCCUCAAGGCCGCCACCCUCUACAUCUUCACCUCAGGAACCACUGGUCUGCCUAAGGCUGCGGUCAUCACACACCUCCAGUCCCUGAAGGCUGCAGCAGGGUUCUGGGCCUACGGUGGGUCGGGAGAUGACGUGGUCUACAUCCCCCUGCCUCUCUACCACAGUGCAGCCUCUCUCAUCGGCGUCGGGGGAACCAUCGAGAUGGGCGCUACCUGUGUCUUGAAGAAGAAGUUCUCAGCCUCACAGUUCUGGAAUGACUGUAGAAAAUACGACGUGACCAUCUUCCAGUAUAUCGGCGAGCUCUGUCGAUAUCUGUGCAACCAGCCUAAGGCCGAGGGGGAGAAGAAGCACAAGGUGCACAUGGGUGUGGGAAACGGGCUCCGGCAGGACGUGUGGCGGGAGUUCCACCGACGUUUCGGCGAGAUCCGCAUGUGCGAGCUCUACGGCUCCACAGAGGGCAACCUGUGUUUCAUGAACCACAUCGGCAAGAUCGGAGCUGUGGGCCGCUCCAACUUCUUCUACAAGCUCCUCUUCAAGUAUGACCUGGUAAGGUAUGACAUGGUACGAGAUGAGCCGGUCAGGAACAGCCAGGGCUUCUGUCAACACGUUAACAAGGGUGAGACGGGUCUUCUCUUGUCCAAGAUUGGCGCCUCCAGUCCCUUCUUUGGCUACGCGGGGAGCAAACAGCUGACCGAGAAGAAGUUGAUGAGGAACGUGUUCGUGAAGGGAGACGCGUACUUCAACACUGGAGACCUCAUGGCUGAAGAUGCUGAGGACUUUAUCUGUUUCAAGGACCGAGUGGGGGACACUUUCAGGUGGAAGGGUGAAAACGUGGCAACAACAGAAGUGACGGAGGUGCUCGGACUGGUAGACUUUAUCCAAGAGGCCAAUGUCUAUGGGGUGGAGAUUCCAGGAAAUGAGGGAAGAGCCGGAAUGGCCGCCAUCAUCGUGAGGCCUGAAUGUGAGUUUAGCGGGAAGAAGCUAUUUGACCACGUCCUCAAUGAUCUACCAGGCUAUGCUCGUCCUCUCUUCAUAAGGCUUCAGGAAUCAAUGGAGAUGACGGGAACCUUCAAGCAGCAGAAAUUCAAUCUAGUGGAGAGCGGAUUCAACCCUUCAACAAUCUGCAGCCCUCUCUAUUUCCUGGAUUUCUCCGAGAAAAGCUACGUUCCCCUCACGAACACGCUGUACUGCAGCAUUUUGGCUGGCGAGCGGAAGCUAUAGUGGUUAACCGUAGCUAAAACCACCAACCCAUUUGGUUCACUGAGACGGUGGCAGCAUAGUUGUGCCGUUUCGAAGAGGGACCAAGAGUCCAUCAAUUGGGUCUAUUCCUAAUUGUGUAUAAUGUCUGAAAUUGUCUCGUAUGAGUGGUCGGGAUCAACAGAGUGGGUUAAUGAUGAAUGGGGGGGGGGGUCAGUCUUAUAUUGAUGGGGGUGUAAAUUGUGCCUCAUCUGAUUUUAUUUUGUUUUUUUACUAAAAAAAAUAGCUGUUUUCCUCUCUGGUUUCCAGAUCUAUUGUCAAGACAGUUCAGCUAAAUUGACUUGAGACCAGUAAACCUCGACGAUCAGCACUUCCACUGUCCGUCUGUGCCAUUUUAAUUUGCGGAUGGGGUGUCAUAAAGUGUCACUAGUUCCUCGUUGAAAUGAAGACGAAUGACAGACUAAAUAGAGGCGUCGUGUGUUUUGAGGCCACCGAUGACGAUAUUCUGGCCACCCAAAAUUCUUCGUUCUGACCUACUACACUAACCAACGUAGAUAUGAACUUUUAACAUCAGAAACGCUUUGCUACAAAUUGUAGUAAUUAUUUUUUUUAAAUGUAAAUGUAAUUUAUUUUAUACAUAUAGUUAAGGCUCAUAAUUUUAACCAAAGUAGGUGUGCUUUGCAUAAGUACAUUUGUUAGGUGUCGUCCAGCAACUGUGUUGAGAUAGUGCAGUCCACUAACACAGCACUAGUUUAUUAAGUGCAUGAUGCACUAUGUCUUGUUUUCAACAGUUUGCCAGUUAGUCAUUACCAUCUUGUGUUACUCUUGAGAUGUAACCAGACCCAGGUCCAAGUAGUCUUUAUUUCCUUACUUGUACUUUUCAAUCUGUUUUCAGUGGUUCCGUUGUACGACCACCUCAAGAAAACAAGUACUAUUUGGACCCGGGGGUCUGAAUGUGAUGCAAAGUGAUUAUAUCUACUGUCAAAUGACAGCUGAGAAGUUGGUCGGGGAUUAUUUUAAGGGUCCAACUCAGUCAAACCAGUGUCAAUGCCUUAUCCCCUCAAUAAAAUAACAAUGUGGUUCUGGUACUGUAAAAUACUAGCCUGAGGGCCAUUCUGUUGGUGCUAUCCUGCCAACUCCUUGUCAGCCAAUGUCAUGCCAAUACUUGUCAUAUUUGACUUGCAAUGGAGUUGGCAAGAGCACAAAUGGGUCUGAGACCAGGCUAUAGAAGGAGACAACAGGUCUGGGACCAGGCUAUAGAAGGAGACAACAGAUCUGGGACCAGGCUAUAGGAGGAGACAACAGAUCUGG